UUAAGAACAGCCUUCUUUGAACAUUUUUUUUUCUAGAUCAGGAAAUGGAUUUUUUUCAUGGUAGACUUGUUUUCUGCAUUUUGUUUCUUCACUACCCAGUCACUAUCCCUGUCUAUGAUGAUAAAAAUAAGAUUGUCGGAGGUUAUGAAUGCCAAAAGAAUAGCGUACCCUACCAGGCGUCCCUGAAUGUUAGACGUCACUAUUGUGGAGGCUCUCUGAUCAGCAACUUGUGGGUCCUGUCUGCUGCUCAUUGCUACUCACCCCAUAUCCAGGUGCAUCUAGGUGAGCAUGACAUCACUGUGAAGGAGAGCACGGAGCAGAUCAUCAACUCUUCCAAAGUUAUUAUGCACCCUAGUUACAUCAGCAGCAGCCUUGACAACGACAUCAUGCUUGUUAAGCUUAGCCAGGCUGCCACCAUGAACAACUUUGUUCAGACCAUACCCUUACCCAGCAGCAGUGUGCCUGCUGGCACCAUGUGCCUGGUCGCCGGAUGGGGGAACACUGGAAGCAGUGGCACAAACUAUGCUGACCGCCUGAUGUGCCUGAAUGUCCCCAUUCUGAGUGACACUGCUUGCAAAAAUGUGUACCCUGGUAAGAUCACCUCCAACAUGGUCUGUGCUGGCUUCUUAGAAGGAGUUAAAGAUUCUUGCCAGGGGGAUUCUGGUGGCCCUCUCGUGUGCAGUGACCAGCUGCAGGGUGUUGUGUCCUGGGGUCAUGGCUGUGCUCUGAAGAAUAAGCCUGGUGUAUAUGUCAAAGUUAGCCAGUACACCACCUGGAUCAGGGACACCAUGAGCAAAAACUAACGCUUUUAGAUGUUACAUUUUGUAUCAUUUAUGAUGCUUAUAAUAAUAACAUCCAACAUUUCAGAAUAAAGAAGUAAAAUGUAUAUUUUAGCAUGUGGAUACCAUCUCUUUGGGGGAGCCAAUGAAAAUAUUUGGGCCAUACAUCACUGAAGACAUGGAAAUGAGAAGCAGAGUGCAAAAGACCUUGUGAAAUGACUCUUUCUGGUACUAUUCUUUCUCUCCAUAAAAAUGCUUGACAUUGGCAGUGGAGUUGGAAGCUUGGAAGAAUCAUUACCAUGUCGUUUCAAGCCCAUUGCAAUUUCACUUGAGAUGUGUAACAUAAUAUUCUAGAUUGUGAGAUGACAGCAUAGUAAACAUCUAUUUGCUAAAUGCGUGAUUUAUAUUUGCCAU
This is a messenger RNA of Electrophorus electricus (electric eel), 1193 nucleotides long. RefSeq names its product serine protease 1 (gene prss1). The record is from RefSeq and is a predicted model, not a curated record. Gene Ontology annotation, molecular function: serine-type endopeptidase activity. Gene Ontology annotation, biological process: proteolysis. Lineage: Eukaryota; Metazoa; Chordata; Actinopteri; Gymnotiformes; Gymnotidae.